Clupea harengus (Atlantic herring) is the source of this 2101-nucleotide messenger RNA. RefSeq lists its product as uncharacterized. Gene Ontology annotation, cellular component: condensed nuclear chromosome. The record is from RefSeq and is a predicted model, not a curated record. Gene Ontology annotation, biological process: resolution of meiotic recombination intermediates. The transcript has 6 exons. The coding region runs from base 1073 to 2101 and encodes 342 amino acids. Lineage: Eukaryota; Metazoa; Chordata; Actinopteri; Clupeiformes; Clupeidae. Gene Ontology annotation, molecular function: ATP hydrolysis activity; single-stranded DNA binding.
UUACUAAAAUCGAUUGAAAUAGCUCUUUAUCUCUUACAUUUUAACCCAGUGAUGCAGGUGUUUCCUGAUGUUAUUCAACAUGUUUAUCUGGAUAUCUCAGUAAUCCAGUACAGUAGUGGUUCCCAAACUUUUCAUGACAGACACCCCUUGUCUGAGAAAAAUUGCCCCCACCCCCAUUGUGCAAAUAUUGAAACACUCACAUAUUUCCUGCAAGUUAACUUUUAUUAAACAGAUGCCCAUCAGCUAUUGCAUAGCUUUUCAUUACACUUAAAUAGUUUAGCAGUUUAACCACUUUUAUUUGAUAUGAUCAGAGCUCUGGUUUCAAAUAUUUAAACAUUUUAACUUCUCUCUGGGUGACCAGUCCAUAUAAUGUUCAUGCCGUUUUAUUAACAACUAAGCUAGCUAGCUAGCUUGUUUAGGAUCCCGGGGUCCAUUCCGUUCCGUUCUGUAACGUUCCCCCCUAACACACACACAACAAAGCAAAAGCUAAAGGCUACUGACCAUCACGAGCGCACGGAGGGAGUCAGUGCUGCACUUCAGAGUGAUAGAUUAGACAAUCAUUCUUACCUUGUAAAGAUGCAAAAUUAUAACUACAUUGCAUACGGUGUAAAUCUAGGUUGUGAAGCUCACUAGGUUGGGGUUGGUACUGGGACUUAUUUUGUGUUGAACGGUUUAGCCAGUCUCGUAGCCAUACACAGGACGUGCCGAUUUGAUUAAAGAAAGAUAGCUAGCAUGGCUAGCAACCAUUUGCGCUAACUAACCCCAUUGCUGUCUUCUGGUAGCUAUCAUCUGCUAUCAUCACAGCAAACUAGCCAACAGGAGACGUUUGUUCUCUAAAAACGGAUUCGUUCGUCAGAACCAGGUAGAAAGUCGAUCAACCAUUAAUAUGUAAGUGAAUCAAAAAGCAAAAUUUUCAGACUAAUGAGGAUACCCUUCUCUGAUUUAGCGAUGUAGGAUAACGAUAGCUGACUCAAAUUUUGCUCACCUUCAUAGAUGGAAAAGUGACCAUACCAUCGAAUGACCUGCCAGCAAAACAAGAUGUUUUCAAUCGUUAAGUACAAGUCAAUUGACUAUGUAUUUGAGGUACGAUCGUUUUUUUUUUAAAGAUUAUUCAUUCAAUAUCAUAAACCACUGCCUGGCUGUGAAAUUCGCCUGUAAUGCUACUUCUUAUUUUGAACAGGCCACAGCUAGGCGUAAAUUGACAUUAAGUUGCCUGCUUCUGCCAAUGCCUUACUACAACAUCAACAUAGACGAAACCUAUCCUCACAGUGGUACUCUACCUGAUGAUGCUUAUCGAAAGCCAUGGUUUCGAGGAAACAUAAUUUCCACCAGCAGUCUGAACAUGAACGGAUCAAUAAUGGAAGACCUAAAGUCUAAAACACUUUCUAUGGAUUCUCUGGAAAAAAUGAGUGCUACUGACCACCUGAAUAAAGAGGAAGCUUUGGAGAUAGUCCCCAGCUCCAAUCCUGCUUCCCAGGCCUAUCCCGAGGCAGAGGAGGCCCUUUGGCUGGUCACCCAGAGAAAGAGUGAAGCUGGUGUAUCCCUGGUAGACGACUUUACCAGGGCGCCAGGAAACACCAUGAGUGUGGGUCAUGAAGAGCUUCAACUUGAGGAGUUGCUGGUUAGCUCCCCCCUACACCAGUUCAGGAAGAACAUGCCGCCUUUACGGGCCAAACUGAGCCGGUUGAAAGCUGUGUUGGUACCGGACCCCCUACAAAUCCUAAUGGGAGGUUCCCUGUCUGAGGAUAGGAUUUUCGGGAGAUGUGUGCCCUAUGAUGUCAGUUCAUGUGGUAAUGCAGACAGCUCUCAGAUGGGGUCAAGUGUCAUAGAGGAGUUUAGCAAGGUGUCACCUCAGGAUGAAGAGUCCUUAAUGUUGCUUGAAGUGGAAUCCUGUACCAUGCACAAAGCCUCCUUCAACACUUCUCUAGCAUACCUCUCUAAUACUCUACAAGUAAAACAAGAGCCUGAUGGAGACCAGGUCUCGUGUGUAGAGAUGCUUAAAAAAGGUGAGCUACCUGGAAACCUCAACUUUAGCUACGGGAAUGAGUUUAUCAACAGUUCUGUUAGAGCCCUGCUAGCGUUGUCCCUGUUCUUACAGUGA